AGGACUGUCUGAUAUCCUCCACUGCCCAAUGCAGGAUGGCUUUAAAUCUACAGAAGAAAAAGAAGAAGAAAAUGCUGGAUACUAUGAAGGCCAAGAAGGAGGGGCUACACGUUCAGCUCCUGUCUGAAGAUGAGAAGGAUGUCAGCAAAGCAAAAGCUGUUGAACAGAACAAGUCCAAAAAAGACAGUUCAGAUAGUUUGAAUGCAGAUCAGACCUGUAAGACUGAUGUGUGUGAUAAAGACAAAGAUGAAACUACAAAUAAAAGAAACAGAGGAAAAGGAUUCAGUUCUUCUUGCAUGAGUGAGGAUGAAUCCAAAUGUGAAAGCCUAAAACCAUCCAGUUCUGGAAUGGACUUUGUUGAUGGCGACAGUUUGCUGCCUACUAUAAAGACUGCCAAGGAGUGUGCUGUCUUAUACCCGGUCGCCGAGCAUCAAGACACAGAGCGAGAUCCCACUCCACAAGCAGAGACCCCUCCACCUCAGGGGAAGCUGUCUGACACAGAGGAUACAGUCAAGAAAGCUGAUGAUGACGAUCUUGAAGUCAGAAAUACACCGGUCUCACAACUCAUUCCACAAGAGCAUGAGGAGAGGGUGGCCCCAGCCCACCCUGAAAGUAGUAUUUUCUUUGCUGGAGGUGAUCAGUCCAUACCCAGGGCUUUUUUACUGUCAAUGGAGGAAAACCUGUCUUUACCCCAAGGGGAUGACAUUUUCUCCAUGGUGAUGGAAUCCCAGCUGUUUUUGGAUCCCCCUCCCUCCCCAUCUUCAGAAAUGGAAGAGAUUCCUGGCUUGUGUGUGCAAAGUGAACAGAGCAUUAGCAGUGAGAAUUCCCUAGAAGACCUACAUUCCUGUACAUCUAUAGAAGAAGAACUGUAUGCCUGUGAAUCCAGGGAAUUAGCAGAGGGAGACCUCUUUGAUGAGAGUCUGCCCCAAAAGAGCCUAUCUUUGUUCAUGGAAAAGCUAGACUCUGAGAAUGAAUCGCUAGCUUAUAACAACAUUAUGGCAGAAGUGGACAACAGUGACAUCAAGCAGCAGGAGCAGGUGGUUCCUGGCUCUGCUCCCCAGACCCCAGAGACCCCUCAAGAUGGACCAGAAUUCUUUUGCAAAACAGAAAACAACAGUCUGGAGGCCAGCACUGCUGAGUCCACUCCACAUUGUGUCACCCAGUCCCUGGGGAAACCGGAAGCUGAGGAGGGACUGGUAGAUUCAGAGAAGGGGAUUAAAUCUGAUCAACAGCUGAAUUCACAAGUCUCUUUCCAGGCCCUGGAGAAUCCAGAAGAUAAGGAAGAAGGCAUGAAUGAAUUUAAAAGUCUGCUUGUGGACUCCAACAGCAAGGAGCAGCAGACUCUGGUGCUCACUACCCAGGCUUUGGAGAAAUCUGAAGUUGAGGCUUCCUCUGAAUUGAGUAGCUACACUGAGAAGCUUCAGGGAGGCCGAAACACCACCAAGAUGCCUCCACAGCUUCCCUGA
Molecule: messenger RNA, 1466 nt
Organism: Erinaceus europaeus (western European hedgehog)
Lineage: Eukaryota; Metazoa; Chordata; Mammalia; Eulipotyphla; Erinaceidae
Product: acrosomal protein KIAA1210-like
Exons: 4
Coding region: 36-1466 (476 amino acids)
Source: RefSeq, a predicted model, not a curated record